Panicum virgatum (switchgrass) is the source of this 6018-nucleotide messenger RNA. RefSeq lists its product as uncharacterized. Lineage: Eukaryota; Viridiplantae; Streptophyta; Magnoliopsida; Poales; Poaceae. Bases 547 to 5490 code for a protein of 1647 amino acids. Gene Ontology annotation, molecular function: chromatin binding. The record is from RefSeq and is a predicted model, not a curated record. Gene Ontology annotation, cellular component: nucleus. The transcript has 4 exons.
UGCGGUCACUGUGUCUGUGCGUGCAUUGGUCGAGAUUGCUCCUCCUCGCUUUCUCCCCUCUGCAAGGACGGGACGCGACGGGACGAGACAUCAUCCCUUCUCUCUCCCCACCUCUCGACCCGACCUCGCUCGCCGUCUCUGCUGCGCUCUGCCCCUGCUGCCCCCCUGCCCUGCCGCGAUCUCCCCCCACCCACCCCUCGAUUUCUCUCUCCUCUUCCACCCCGCCUCGGAUCGAGUCCAGCACCCGCGCUCAGCCGGCUCCGCUGACCCAGGCCCGGAAUCCCCCAAAUCCCCAAUCGGCCCCGACCGGAGCGCGUCGAUUCCGCCGGAUUCGAGCCCCGCCGGCGAGGCGGUCCGCCUGAAUCGGCCGAUUGGACGCGAAUUCGGGCGUUCCGGAUGCGAGCGCAGCGGAGGCCCGCGGAUCUAGGGUUUCGGAGGGCCUAGGGUUGCCGCCGGCGAUCUGGUGAUGGUGGCGCUGCGCGGCGCCGGAGCUCGGCGAGGAGGAGGGAUCGGCGCCGCCGUUGGAGAAGAUGCAGCGAGCCGGAUAUGCAUGGGUGGCGCGGCGCUGAGGGGUGCGACGGCAGGAGGCGGCUUCUCGUCCGGCUCAUGUGGCCAGCCGCUCGCGUAGAGGCAGAAGCUCCACCACCACCGGCACAGGGACCACCUACUUCCCCUUCCAGCUCAUCUGUUCCCCCGUCUCGGACGACUUCUUAUCCGCCGGAAUCGGCGGCGCGGAAGCAGGACUUCGUCGAUUCCCCUCGCCCAGUGUCACCCAACUCGUUUAUAAAGGACGGGCGCGAGUUUCGAGUUGGCGAUUGUGCUCUUUUUCGGGCUGUUGAUGUUCCUCCAUUCAUUGGAUUGAUACGUUGGAUUGAAAAAAAAGAAGGUUACCCGAAAUUACGUGUUAGUUGGCUUUAUAGACCUGCUGACGUGAAGCUUAACAAGGGUAUUCAACUCAACGCUGCGCCAAACGAGAUCUUCUACUCUUUCCACCAGGACGAAACAUCUGCUGUUUCCCUGCUGCAUCCUUGCAAAGUUGCCUUUUUAUGUAAAGGCGUCGAGCUGCCAGCUGGAAUUUCUUCAUUUGUAUGUUGGCGUGUGUACGAUAUUGACAACAAGUGCUUAUGGUGGCUUACUGACCAGGACUACAUUAAUGAACGGCAGGAAGAAGUAAAUCGGCUUCUACACAGAACAAGGUUAGAGAUGCGUGCCGCGGUGCAGUCAGGUGGACGCUCGCCAAAGCGGUUAAAUGGCCCAUCAGCUUCCCAACAACCAAAGGCUGCUCUGGAUGGUACGCAGAAUGCUGGUUUAUCUAAAGGGAAGAAGAGAGAUAGAGGUGAACAGGUAAUUGAGUCAGCUAAGCGGGAUCGUGAUCGUCUUGUUAAGGUCGACGACAGUGAGCCUGGAAGCUUUAACUUGGAAGAUAUAAAGUCCGAGGUAGCAAAGAUAACAGAAAAAGGCGGACUUCCAAAUGCAGAAGCAGUUGACAAGCUUGUACAUCUUAUGCAACUUGAUCGGACUGAGCAAAAGAUAGACCUUGCUGGCCGGGUUGUACUUGCUGAUGUUAUUGCUGCUACUGAGAGUCCUGAUUGCCUUGGCAGAUUUGUGCAAUCAAGGGGCCUUCCCGUGUUGGACAGUUGGCUUCAAGAGGCCCACAAAGGCAAGUCUGGUGAUGGAAGUAGUCCUAAAGAAACAGAUAAACCUAUUGAUGAUCUUCUCUUGGCCCUGCUUCGUGCACUAGCUAAAUUGCCUAUUAAUCUCAGUGCAUUGCAAAGCUGUAGUAUUGGGAAAUCUGUCAAUCAUCUGCGCAGCCAUAAAAGUUUGGACAUUCAGAAGAAAGCUAAGUGUCUUGUUGAGAACUGGAAGAAGCGUGUGGAUGCUGAGAUGAAGUCAAGUGAUGCGAAGCCUUUAGUCUCAGGUCAAUCCGUUUCCUGGUCUGGAAAAGCAGGUUUCCAAGAAAUUUCAAAUGCUGGAAACAAACGAGGUGGCUCAAGUGAGAGCAGUCCAAAAAACCCAGUGCCCACUGUUUCAUCAUCAAAAGUUUCAACUGAUAAACCUGGGGGCCCAGAUACAGCUGCGAAGUUGAGUCCUGUGGUAUCUGCCUCAUCAAAAUUACAACAUAUGCAACCAACAAAUGUCGCCACCAACUUGAAGGACCAGCCCUGCAAAUCAACUGGUGGGACUGGUGGUUUUGAGCUGCCUACUGUGAGAGAGGAGAAAAGCAGCAGCUCAAGCCAAUCGCCGAACAACAGCCAAUCAUGCUCUAGUGAGCCAUCGAAGGAUGCGAGAAGUUCAACUGCUGCUUCUGGUAGUGCUAGUAAACCUUCUGGAAGUUCUUCGCGGAGCCAUCAAAGGGCAAACAAUGGUCUUGUUUCAGGGAACCUUAAGGAAGCUUCUGCAGGAAGAUCUGUCUCCCUUGAUCGAUCUUUGCUGCAGGAUAAAUCAUCUCAAACUGUAACGGCUUCUGAAAAAGGAGUUGAUAUGCCAUCUGAUCACGGAAACAAUCAUAGAUUGAUUGUUCGGUUUCCAAAUCCUGGUCGUAGUCCUGCUAGAAGUGCAAGUGGAGGAUCUUUCGAGGACCCAUCUGUUACUGGCGGUAGAGCUUCAUCUCCUGUGGUUGGAGAUAGAUAUGAGCAGACUGAUCGCAGGGUGAAAAUGAAGACUGAAAGUUCCCGGCCUCAUUUACCUUCUGAUGCUAAUGCAGAGUCUUGGCACAGCAAUGAUAUUAAAGGAGCUGCAGGUUCUGAGGAAGGUGAUAAAUCACUGUGUGCUAUGUUAGAUGAUGACAACAGCAGGACACCUGAUGAUUCUGUUAAGGAUGCACAUGUACCACGAGUUGCAUGUUCAUAUGUGAAUGAAAAAGGUGUCUUCUCAAGUGAAACCAGGGUGGGAAACUCAUUCAGCCCAAUGAACGCUCUGAUUGAAAUUAAGUACUCUGAAGUUAGUCAUUCCUUGCAAGCUGGAGAUGACACAGCUAUGAAUCUUCUUGCUAGUGUGGCAGGAGAAAUAUCUAAAUCUGAAUUGGUUUCCCCAUCUUCUUCCCCCAGAAGUUCAUCUGCAAAGAAAUUGGUCCGUGAGGGUGACAGUACUGGAAAGGUUAAAGUAGAAAGUGAUGUGUGUCCAUCACAGGAUCCAGGGCCAGCAGAUGCUAAGAAAGUUAUUGUGGGGAAGGAACUGAAAAAUGAUGGUUUGGUUGCAAAGGAGGAACAACACCAAACUGUGCCAUCUCCUGAGCUAGCGGCUACUAAAGCAGUUGGAUCUUCAGCCAAAGUUGAAAUUCAUGAAGGGCGUGCAAACAAAUGUAACUCUCAACCUGCUUCGGUCGAUUCCAAAGGUGAACAUGAUCAGAGCUUGCGCCAUUCUGUUAAUAUUAAAGUUGCCAAUAUGUCUAAUAUGAAUUCAUCUGCAGGUGAAAAUCUGGAUGCCUGUUCUGUCCCUGGGAAAGUUGAAGAUGGCUGUGCAGACAAGGGCGGCGCUGUUGAGUCUGCCUUGGGCAGCCAGUGUAGCCUGGUUGUUUCCAGUAGAAAUUCAAGAUCGAUCCCUGCUGGGGAAUCUUCAUUGUCUGCUGCUGAUAAACAAGACCAAGGUUUGUUAAAGUCAAGUAAUCAUAAGCAGCUUCUGUGUGCAUCGGACCACCCAGGAGCCUUUGAUAGACGUGACAGUAUGGCAGGCAAAUUAGAUUUGAUGGCUGCAGAGGUGAAAAAGGCUGAUGCUGUAGGUGAUAGUAGCACAGUGCAGAAUGAGGAUGAAAAGAAGGAACAUGCUAUUUCCUCUUCGGCUGAUGUUACCAAACUAGCAGAAGCAGCGUCCCCAUUUGGUGUGGCAAAUGUGAGUAAAGCGAUGAAAGAAACAAAAGGCAGUUCCAGUGAAUCCAAUAGUCAUGUAAAAUCUGAAGGUCUUAAUUCUCAGCGAAGUGAGCAUAGUGCGAAGCAGACUUCAAAGAAAUCCAGUGAUGGUGUGAGUGGAAAAGAGGACGGAAAAGAAGACCUAGUCUCAUCAGAUGAGGGUUCUUCUCUAGCUGCUCACACAAAGUCAAAUGCUACAGCCAAGCUUGACUUCGACUUGAAUGAAGGGAUACCAGGGGAUGAUGGGCAUCAGUCUGAGCCAGCUGUCUCACCUGUUAUAAGUACCUCAGCGAUCCAUUUGCCUGGGCUUUCACCAUUCACUUCACCUAUUACAAGUGGGCUGCAGCCAGCUCCAAUAACAGUAGCUGCUCCAGCUAAAGGACCCUUUGUUCCUCCAGAAAACCUACUAAGAGCAAAGCCUGAGAUCGGGUGGAAAGGUUCAGCAGCUACAAGUGCAUUUCGUCCUGCUGAACCGAGAAAGGUUUUGGAGAUGCCCAUCACCACACGUGACAUUCCAGUAUCUCAUGCUGCUGGGAAGCAGUCUCGUCCCACCCUUGGCUUUGAUUUGAAUGUUGCAGAUGACCAGGCUCUUGAGGAGGAUGUCCCACAGAGUUCUGCACAGACUACCUGUUCUGAAUCUGGAAAUACCAGAAGUCGUGAUGGCUCUUCACGAAGUGCUGGCAUUGAGCUUGAUCUGAACAGAGCUGAUGAAGUUGCAGACAAUGGCCAGUUUGUACCAAAUGCUUCGCACAGAGUUGAAGUCCCAUUGUUACCAGCAAGAUCGUUACCUGGAGUCUUCUCUAAUGGUGGCACAAAUAGCUCGAGAGACUUUGAUCUUAAUAGUGGACCAUGCCUUGAUGAUGCUAGCACUGAACCCACACCAAAGAACCUAUCUACUAAAAAUACAGGCAGUAUUCAAUUCAUACCACAAGUUCCUGGUGUUAGGAUGAAUAAUGCUGCCAUGAGUAACAUAUCACCAUGGUUUGCCACUUCCAACCCUUGUGGUCCAGUACCAAUACAAUCGUUUUUGCCUUCUAGAGGAGAACAGCCUUACCCAAUUGAGGCAGCACCUGGAACCCAGAGGAUUAUUGCCCCUACAGCUGACAGUGGUCAAUAUGGAGGUGAUCCCAGCAGGGCUCCAGUUAUUUCAUCAUCUCCAACAAUGGUUUUUCAUCCACCUGCCUAUCAGUAUGCAGCAUUCCCAUUUCCUCCCAGUGUUCACCUUCAAACACCGGCAUUUUCAAUUGGAUCAGCAACAUUUGCCAAUUCUGCACCUGCAGGAGUACCGUAUUUUCCAACCAUUUCUCCCUCACAUGUUGGGCCAACAGGUGCAUUACCUUCUCAUCAUUCAAGGCAGUAUGCAAUAAAUCUUGCUGAGGGUGGCAGCAGCAGUGGCCGUGACAAUAAUCGUAAAUGGGAAAGUCAGGGCCUUGAUCUUAACUCAGGCCCUGGAAGUAUAGAUCUAGAAGGAAAGGAUGAACGGGCACCUUUACCAAUUAGACAAAAUUUGAUCACACCCCCACAUGGCUUUGCAGAGGAGCAAGGAAGAAUUUACCAAAUGCCAUUUGUAGGAACAAAGAGAAAGGAACCUGAUGGCAGUUGGGAUACAGAAAGAUCUACAUACAAGCAACUAUCAUGGCAAUGAGGGCUCUGAAGGAGAUGACUUAGCAGCGACUUGGCUGCGGUGAGCAUUUAUUUCAGAGGUGCCUGCAAUGUAGAACUUGGGCAUGGUGUUCCUCUGGCACUGGACUAUACUCAUGGAUUGAUCCCAAUGAAGACAAUGUGGGGUUAUGAGAGGAAAGAAAAACUUUGCUGUAAUUGUUGUAGAUUUUUCUUAGCUGUUAGGCUUUUGGUUCUAAUUUACUCAGAAGGAUAUGGCUUUGGAGGUGGAAUCUUUGUGAACCUGAGCUCUGGAGCCGCUGUAAUUAGACCGUCCGCUCUGUUUGUUGGUGAUAUAAACUGUUGAGCACAUGCUGCAGCUUUACAUAAAAAUUUAGAUGUGACUUGGUACUUUGUCGGGGAAGCGUUACUUCAGCUGACCAAGCACUGCUGCACUGGAGCAGCGACUAGCAUGAUGACUUGCACCGUCAUGUAUCUUGUGUUGCCUUGCGGCUGUAUGUAUAAGAAUUCCAGCAGAUAAGCAUAGUUAUAAUUUGUUGCUGUUUCUCUGGCA